AUGCCCAGCAAGCCCACGCGGUACAACUUCUUCAAGUCGUACGAGCUGGCCCAGCACCUUCUGGCCUGCCGCCUGACGGUGGUGGGCACGCUGCGCAACAGCAAACACGAGCUCCCAACGACCCCGCGGGGAGCUCGUGCUUGCUCUUGCGGGCGUGCGGGGUUCCUGCGCGCGGGGUCUCUGGAGGGUGCCGAAGCGGAAGGAGGCCAAGAUGACCUGGCUAAGAAGGCUAUCACUGACCUCGCCUCCAUGCACCGCACUAACUACACAUACGGCAGCAUCAUCAACACCAUCUACCAAGCCAGUGGCGGCAGCAUUGACUGGACCUACAAUCAGGGCAUCAAGUACUCCUACACCUUUGAGCUGAGGGACACUGGUGACUAUGGUUUCAUCCUGCCAGCCAAUCAUAUCAUCCCCACUGCCUCUGAGACCUGGCUGGCUCUGAUGGCCAUCAUGGAUCACACCAGCACGAACACCAACUAAUGUGUGUAAAGUGGAAAUCCCUGAGAUGCUGUUAUUAGCUAAUAUCAUCACCAUGAACAUCAAUUGCUCUUGAA
Molecule: messenger RNA, 557 nt
Organism: Myripristis murdjan (pinecone soldierfish)
Lineage: Eukaryota; Metazoa; Chordata; Actinopteri; Holocentriformes; Holocentridae
Product: carboxypeptidase A1-like
Exons: 3
Coding region: 1-483 (160 amino acids)
Biological process (GO): proteolysis
Molecular function (GO): zinc ion binding; metallocarboxypeptidase activity
Source: RefSeq, a predicted model, not a curated record